Culicoides brevitarsis is the source of this 945-nucleotide messenger RNA. RefSeq names its product high mobility group protein HMGI-C-like. Gene Ontology annotation, molecular function: DNA binding. The record is from RefSeq and is a predicted model, not a curated record. NCBI's taxonomy places the organism in Eukaryota, Metazoa, Arthropoda, Insecta, Diptera, Ceratopogonidae. The transcript is spliced from 3 exons. The coding region runs from base 178 to 495 and encodes 105 amino acids.
CCGAAGCGUACAAACAAACUGACAUUGCUUUACCGAAUUUUUCAUAGGUGUGUUGUUAACGCUUUCUUCUAACGCGACACAAAAUUAAUAUUUAUUUCGGAGUAAAAAGUUUGCAGAAAAUAAAAUUCAGUGAAGAACGCCAUUAGUUGCUGAGAAAUUUUAAUAAAACUAAGAAAAAUGUCUGAUAGCGAGAAAGAGGAACAACCUGUAGCGAAGAAACGCGGGCGCCCAUCUACUGGAACCGCUGCUGCGAAAAAACGCCCCGCCGAAGCAAAAGGCUCGGAUGAACCCUCAUCCAAGAAGGGUCGUGGGCGUCCCAAGGGAUCCACGAAGAAAAAGCGCGGAAGACCCGCAACCGAAUCGUCAGGAACUGCCGCCAAGCCUGCUGCCAAAUCGGGCGGAGGACGCGGACGCCCAAAGAAGGCAGUUGCGAAAAAAGACUCCACGGAAGACGAAGAAGAAGCUUCUGAAAACGGAAACUCUUCGGAAAACUAAAGCGCACGCAUCUCAAGUCUAAUUAAUUAAUUAAAAGAAAAAAAAAACAAAAAAAAAAAUAACAAAAAAAAAUUUAAUCAAUAUUUCAAAGAAGAAGAAGAAAAUUAACAGAAAAAAGUAUUUACCCGCUCUGAUUUAAUCUCUGGGAUUUUUAUUCCAUAUUUUAUAGCAAUUAAUGAUAAAAUACUGAACAAUACGUGUUUCUGGUACAUGGUAGGAAGGGAAAUUUGACUAAAAAAAAAUUUGUCGAAAAAAAACACGAAAAAAGUACAAAUCGUUCAUUAGACUUAAAGCAAAAUAAUUUAAAAGAAAGAAAUUUACUUAACUAUGACACGAUCAGUUUUCAUGUCUUUUUAGGCCACAAAAUUUUACUUUUUAGGAAAUUUGAAGCAUUAUACCCCCCGUUGAAAGCUCUAUCUACUACAAUGUACGAUUCAAGAAAUAAAGUAA